AUGUUGUUGUCAGAUUUUGGGCAGUAUCUUAAAGAAGACUCCACCAUUGUCAUCCGAAGGUUCGGUGUCGCUGAGCAAAGAGAUAAGUAUCGUGUACUACCUCUGAAUCACAAGAUAAACUUAUUCAAGUGUUCCUCCAUCCAAACAGUCACUUCUUUCCAAGGCCAUCCCUAUGGCUUUGAUUUUGUUCCUUUUGAUGAAAUCAAUGACAAUAGGGCACGUGACAGAUUUACUAUUGAUGUAAUGGGAAGGAUUGCUUCGUGUGGUGACCUUGACAUCUUCAAGAAUAAGGAAAAGGAAAGCAAAAGGAUGAACUUUGAGUUGCAAGACUUGAGUGGCCAAAUUAUCAAGUGUACUCUAUGGGGAAAGUAUGCUGAACAAUUGAACAAGUUCAUUUGCAACAAUAAGUCAACCGAGAUGGUUAUUGCUAUCCUUCAACAUGCUAAAUUGAAGAGAUUUAACAGAGAGCUCAUUGUCCAGAAUGACAUGUAUGGAACUAGACUAUUCCUUAAUGAAGACAUCCAAGAAGCAAAUGACUUGAGGAGGGGCCUCAUACUGAGAGAUGGUGUUGGUGCUGCCUCCCAAACCAUCCUUAAGUCCCAGACUGUUUAUCCUUUCCAUAAAGAGUUUGUUGUAAACACUGUCAAGAAAAAUGUGGAUGAGAUUGGGGAAUGUCAUGAGGAGGCAAAUUAUGUUGUACUUGCUACAAUAAGAAUGAUUGAAGAGGAUUUUGGUUGGUUUUACGUUGCCUGUCGUCAACAUAGUAAGAAGGUAUUGACUAAGGAUGAAUUUCUGGAACAAGCUACUGAAAUCCCAAACCAUUUUCUUGAAGCUCCAAUAGACAGUCUUUGGUGUCUUGCUUGCAACGACAUUGCCACAUCUUUUGUCCCAAAGUACAAGCUUCAAUUUAGAGUCCAAGAUCACACCGGUUCUGUUUCUUUGGUGAUGUUCGACAAAGAUGUUGCUAAACUGAUUGGUUUGUCUGCAAAUGAUAUUCGAGAGAGACUAAUACGAUCAGGUGAGGUUGACACUUUCCCUCAUGAGCUCAAUGUCUUGCUAAACAAGCUCUAUGCUUUCAAGAUCUCUGUUGCAAAGUACAACUUUGAAAAGGAUUACUUGGUGUACACGGUGGCCAAAGUUUGUCGAGACCCUGAAAUAAUUGAGGAACUACAAAAAAAGGAUGAAGAUGAUGAGGGAAGCCGUGGUGAAGGUGCAAUGAUGAUUGCUAAGCUUGGAGAGUCCUCCCAGUCUAAGCUUGGAGUGUAA
Molecule: messenger RNA, 1266 nt
Organism: Erigeron canadensis
Lineage: Eukaryota; Viridiplantae; Streptophyta; Magnoliopsida; Asterales; Asteraceae
Product: replication protein A 70 kDa DNA-binding subunit A-like
Exons: 8
Coding region: 1-1266 (421 amino acids)
Biological process (GO): DNA replication; DNA recombination; DNA repair
Cellular component (GO): nucleus
Molecular function (GO): DNA binding
Source: RefSeq, a predicted model, not a curated record